Cyprinodon tularosa is the source of this 980-nucleotide messenger RNA. RefSeq names its product ubiquitin thioesterase OTUB2-like. Gene Ontology annotation, cellular component: nucleus. The record is from RefSeq and is a predicted model, not a curated record. Gene Ontology annotation, biological process: protein K48-linked deubiquitination; negative regulation of double-strand break repair. Lineage: Eukaryota; Metazoa; Chordata; Actinopteri; Cyprinodontiformes; Cyprinodontidae. The transcript has 5 exons. Gene Ontology annotation, molecular function: ubiquitin binding; cysteine-type deubiquitinase activity. Bases 240 to 956 code for a protein of 238 amino acids.
GUUCUUGUAAUAGCCUACAUGUGUAAUCCAGUCACUAAGGAGCGAUUAUGACGUCAGCGGCAAGCGGCGUACUGGCCCUUUAAAUGGAUUGCACAUGUUCUUCCGCAAACAUCCGGUUUUCUGAAAGUGGAAGUUACAUGUUUUACGAAACGAGAUCUUGCCCGUAUUUUGACGCAUGUUGUGUUGCGUGAGACCGUGUGAAUCUGCGCCAGGACCCUAAGCUGCUGGACUGUCAGCAGAUGGAGGUCUGCAGCCUGGUUUCCUGCAGAGAGGACAUCUCAUCGCUGCUGGCCGAGGAAACGCCGAGUCCCAAGUAUAAAGACUUAGGUCGCCAAUUUUCAGCUGUGAGGAGGGUUCGCGGUGAUGGAAACUGCUUCUAUAGAGCAGUCUGCUUCGCACAUCUGGAAUCUGUCCUGCACAGUCCCAGAGCCCUGCAGAGAUUUAAGGACCAGAUCAUACAAAGUAGAGGAGUUUUGGUUUCUGCAGGAUUCGAUGAGACUUCAUUCAGCCAACACAUGAAUAGAGUUUUCCAUGUGGUGGAUCAGUGCAUGGCUGCAGAGCAUGAAGACGUCCUCCUCAGGCUCUUUAACGAGCAGCUCAUCUCAGACAGCGUGGUGCAGUUCCUCAGGCUCCUCACAUCUGCGCACCUUCAAACCCACGCAGAAUUCUUCUGCAACUUUGUGGAGGCACCGGAUCUAAAGGUGUACUGUCGUCAGGAAGUGGAGGUGAUGGCUAUGGAGUGCGACCACGUGGACAUCUUGGCAGUGUCCCAGGCUCUGGACAUCGGGAUCCACAUUGUGUCUAUGGAGGGGGAUGAACGGCAGCUGGUCCACCACAUCAUCCCAGAGGGAGCGGAUCCCUCCGUGCAUCUUCUCUACCAGAUGUCGCAUUACAACAUUCUCUACAGACAAACUCAAUCCGGACAAGCUCAGGAAAUAACAGCACCUUUAAACUAAAUAAAAACACAUACGAGGCUUUUA